CUCGCAUAAAUAAGGCAUCCGUAUCGUCAGAGAUUAUAAGCGAAACCCUCAGUGGAAGAAUAACGGAGUUAAAACGGGACAACUGGAAUUUUGACAUUGAACGGAAGACGUUAUAGCCGCACUCACAUACAGGUUUGGAGUCAUGACUUUGAACAAAGGAGACAAGUUGAGGAACAUGGAUAAGAGGAGAGGUAGCAUGCCGUUUCCCCUCCACCUGCAGAACUUGCACAGAAGGAGCAUGCCAGUGGACGACCGAGAGCUGCACUCGAUGCCCGAGGCUCAACCCACCGAGCUGUCCAGCCUCAUGCGCUACUGUCCGGGAGAGCAGCACAGGAACAGCUGCGUGUCCGACUCCUCCGACUCGGUCAUCUCCUCCGGCAGCGACUCAGACGGACAGGUCUACAAGGUGGUUCUCCUGGGCGAGCACGGCGUUGGGAAGUCGAGUUUGGCGAGAAUAUUCGGUGGAGUUGAAGACAGUAGCGACUGCGAGGAAACGGGAAACACAUAUGACAGAUCCCUUGUGGUUGAUGAUGAGGAGACGUCAAUCCUUCUGUAUGAUAUAUGGGAACAGGAUAACAGCCAGUGGCUGAAAGAUCAGUGCAUGCGUAUGGGAGAUGCCUAUAUCAUCGUGUACUCGGUGACAGACAAGUCCAGUUUUGAGAAAGCUUCAGAGCUACGAAUCCAGCUGCGCAGAGCUCGGCAGUCAGAAAACAUCCCCAUCAUCCUGGUGGGAAACAAGAGUGACUUGGUGCGGUCCCGAGAAGUUUCUGUAGAUGAGGGCAGUGCCUGUGCCGUUGUGUUUGACUGCAAGUUCAUUGAGACCUCAGCUUCCCUGCAUCACAAUGUGCGCGACCUCUUCGAGGGCAUCGUACGGCAAAUUCGCCUUCGCAAGGACAGCAAGGAAGAGAACGCCCGCCGCAUGGCCAACUGCAAGCGCCGCGAGAGCAUCAGCAAAAAGGCCAAACGUUUCCUGGGCCGUAUGGUGGCCCGGAAGAACAAGAAGAUGGCCUUUAGACAGAAGUCCAAAUCCUGUCACGACCUGUCAGUGCUCUGAAAAACUGGACUAAUGUGCGCUCUGAUACCCACGACCAGAAGCUGUGUGUUUUAAUGUUAAUAUAAGGACUAUUUAGCUGUACAGACAAAUAUGAACUUGUUUUGUAAACUGAAAAGGAGAUUAUAUAUGAAACAAAACUGACAAAAUCAUGUUGAUUAUGAUGGCCGGCAUGAGGCUUUUUUAUUGUUACGUUACUUUUUUUUUUGUUUCGUUGCCUUAAUAUGUAUAGUUGUCAAAUUCUACGCAUGUAAAUAGGAGGUAAAUCCACCAAUCACAAUGUUCCCUUCGGAGAGCUAUGGUUAUGUUUGCACGGAGGCAAAAGAAAUUGGUUCUUUUCCUGAUGUGGACUACAGCUGUAUCAGAUGUGGAAUGCACAUGUGUGCAUAUAGAUGAGCACAAGUAAUUUUUUCUUGUUUAAAUAACAUGGAAUCUAAUGUUACUUGAAACUGAGUGCGCAGGUUCGUAACUCAGCCAAGACACCAAACUAGAAGGUUUGGGGUUUUUUUUUUUUGCGUGGGGUAGGGGAGGGCAAGAGGCAAUAUAAGAAGUUUCAAUAUAAGAGGUCUGACAUAUAGCUACUUCGACAUCUAUGCUCCGUGUGCAAGUGACGACAUAGAAGCAAUAAAUUAUGUUUUGUGAGCUGUUUUUAACAACGUUUGAUUUGCACUUAAAGGCAUUUAAUAUUAUUGAGUUGUUAAUUUUGUUACAUGUUUACAAUUGUUUUUUUAAUAAAAAAAAAAUAUA
Messenger RNA from Rhinichthys klamathensis goyatoka, 1798 nucleotides. RefSeq names its product Ras-related associated with diabetes (gene rrad). Gene Ontology annotation, molecular function: GTP binding; calcium channel regulator activity; GTPase activity. Bases 143 to 1054 code for a protein of 303 amino acids. The record is from RefSeq and is a predicted model, not a curated record. Gene Ontology annotation, biological process: negative regulation of high voltage-gated calcium channel activity. Lineage: Eukaryota; Metazoa; Chordata; Actinopteri; Cypriniformes; Leuciscidae. The transcript has 5 exons. Gene Ontology annotation, cellular component: plasma membrane.